AUGCCAGCUGAGAAGCGAAAAAAACAAAGGAUGUUGGCGCUAAAAAAUCCGGAAAAUGCAGAAGCCUUUAUUGAAGGCAAACGUAGAAUCCUGCGUAUUUUGUUGGAUUUAAAAGCUUAUGAGGCAGCUGUUGACUAUCAAAAAAUCCGGGACGAAUAUAUGACACGUUAUAAGACUAAUUUGAAUGCUGUGGAGCACUUACGAUUAUUUUUAUGCAAAUCGGCAUGGAAGAAUUUUUGCCGAGUUUUUUUCCGAGAAGUUGAUUUAACGAAUAACAGCCCAAUUCAUAUUCGAUUGAAAAGUCCGAACAUAACAUGUAACAGUUGA
Gongylonema pulchrum is the source of this 327-nucleotide messenger RNA. NCBI's taxonomy places the organism in Eukaryota, Metazoa, Nematoda, Chromadorea, Rhabditida, Gongylonematidae. The record is from the annotation of a GenBank genome assembly.